Elephantulus edwardii (Cape elephant shrew) is the source of this 282-nucleotide messenger RNA. RefSeq names its product chromosome unknown open reading frame, human C17orf67 (gene CUNH17orf67). The transcript is spliced from 3 exons. Bases 1 to 282 code for a protein of 93 amino acids. The record is from RefSeq and is a predicted model, not a curated record. Lineage: Eukaryota; Metazoa; Chordata; Mammalia; Macroscelidea; Macroscelididae.
AUGAAGACUUUACUUGUGUGCGCGCUUUCGCUCACUUUGCUCGCUUACUGCUCAGAGGCCUCCCCGCUUCUGACGGAGAAGCAGGCCAAGCAGCUCCUGAGAUCCAGGCGGCAGGACGAGGGCCGGCCCCCCAGCAAACCCGGCUUCCCGGACGAACCCAUGAGGGAGUACAUGCAGCAUCUGCUGCGCCUGGAACACCUGGCUGAGGAGCAGUUCCUGGAGCACUGGCUGAAUCCGCACUGCAAACCCCACUGUGACAGGAACCUGGUCCACCCGGUGUGA